Messenger RNA from Sphaerodactylus townsendi, 2567 nucleotides. It is a transcript of the gene SLC12A1, whose product is annotated as solute carrier family 12 member 1. The record is from RefSeq and is a predicted model, not a curated record. The coding region runs from base 426 to 2117 and encodes 563 amino acids. NCBI's taxonomy places the organism in Eukaryota, Metazoa, Chordata, Lepidosauria, Squamata, Sphaerodactylidae. Gene Ontology annotation, biological process: sodium ion transmembrane transport; cell volume homeostasis; chloride transmembrane transport. Gene Ontology annotation, molecular function: sodium:potassium:chloride symporter activity. The transcript is spliced from 13 exons. Gene Ontology annotation, cellular component: membrane.
ACUGUGGGACUGGCUGAUUCAGAAGGUGCCUGAUGUAGAGCAAAAAACUCCGGCCACUGAGUUUUGUAGUGACGGGGCGGAAAACGUCAACUCUGCACAUCAGGGAAUAUGAAGUAAAUGGACGUUUCCACAAAACAAGGGGGAAGCAGCAGGUUAAACCCCCUGGAUGGCAUUUAUUUAUUUUUAAAUACAGUUAUAAUAUUCUUAAGGACAACCAACCAAAGCUGACAGGUUCCCUGUAAAUUUAUACUUCGGCGCAUCACGGAGAUCGUUUGUGAAAGGGUUGCUCUUUGGGAUGACUACAUGAAAAAGUUCACAGAAGCCUCCAGUGAAUGAGACACCCCAAUAAUUUGAACAUCGCAACAGUCAUACGUUGGAGAUUGGACAGCAAAUAUUUUCGAAAAUAAUACCUAACAUCCACCAACAUGAAUAAUUCUCCAAACGUCUUUUCGGAUCCAAGUCCAAAUAGGUUUCAGGUCAAAGUCAUUAAUGAAAACCAUGACAGUACAGGUCCAUCUGGAGGAGAUCUCAACCCUCAGUGUUACGAAGAAACAUCUUUUGCUGAUGGGGCCAAUAACAGGUUACGAGUAAGCUACAGACCCGGAAACCGAGAACUGUAUGACAGUUUCUUUCCAAAUGGGGACGCGGCCAAAACUGACGGAAGCUUUCAUCCUUAUGAAACGCACAGUAACACGUAUUAUCUAAAAACGUUUGGUCACAAUACCGUGGAUGCCAUACCUAAAAUUGAUUAUUACCGAAACACAGGGAGCGUCAGCGGGGCCAAAAUGGUUAGGCCAAGCCUGAUGGAUAUUCAUGAACAAUUAGCAAAGAACAUAGCAGUUACUACCGUGGACAAAUUCACCAAGGCAGAUGGCCCCAUGGGAGGAGAAGCAGAACCUGAGAAUGAAGAAGAAACCAAAGGAGGCUUUGUGAAAUUUGGCUGGGUAAAAGGUGUCCUGGUGAGAUGUAUGCUGAAUAUCUGGGGCGUGAUGCUUUUCAUUCGCCUGUCCUGGAUUGUAGGUCAAGCCGGAAUAGGUCUUGGAGUUAUCAUAAUCCUCCUUGCCACCACGGUUACCUCCAUUACUGGCUUGUCCACUUCAGCGAUAGCAACUAAUGGUUUUGUUCGUGGAGGUGGUGCUUAUUACCUCAUCUCCAGAAGCCUGGGACCUGAGUUCGGGGGCUCCAUCGGACUCAUCUUUGCCUUUGCCAACGCCGUGGCAGUAGCCAUGUAUGUUGUUGGAUUUGCCGAAACCGUGGUGGAACUUCUCAAGAGCAGUAAUGCCAUCAUGGUGGACGAAUCCAACGACAUCAGGAUAAUUGGCGCCAUCACGGUUGUGGUUCUUUUGGGAAUCUCCGUGGCUGGGAUGGAAUGGGAGGCAAAGGUAAAGCAUAGCAUUAAAUACACGCCAAAUGAACACCCAAGAGGACGUUUUGCAGUUGCUAGGACCAGCAGCAUUAACACGAUCCCGUCAAGACACGUGGGGGAGUUCAAUCAACGGAUGCUCGAAGUGAGCACACAGUUUAAAAAGAAGCAAGGAAAAGGCACCAUUGAUGUUUGGUGGCUGUUUGACGACGGAGGGCUCAUUCUGUUAAUUCCCUACAUCCUCACCCUUCGAAAGAAGUGGAAAGACUGUAAAUUAAGGAUCUUUACUGGUGGAAAAGUUACUCGUCUUGAAGAAGAGAAACUCACGAUAGCUUCACUUUUAAAUAAAUUCAGAAUAAAAUUUGCUGACAUUCACAUAGUUGGCGACAUCAAUAUGAAACCCAACAAAGAAAGCUGGAAAUUCUUUGAAGAGAUGAUUGAACCAUACCGCCUUCAUGAAAGCUGCAAAGAUUUAACAACUGCUGAGAAAUUAAAGAGAGAGGCUCCGUGGAAAAUCACUGAUGCGGAGCUGGAAGCAUUCAAGGAGAAGAGCUACCGCCAGGUCCGAUUGAACGAACUCCUGCAAGAACACUCCAGAGCCGCUAAUCUUGUUGUUCUGAGCCUACCAGUGGCAAGAAAGGGAACUGUAUCUGAUCUCCUGUAUAUGGCUUGGUUAGAAAUCCUCUCAAAGAAUCUGCCUCCAAUUUUACUCAUCAGAGGCAACCACAAAAAUGUUCUAACAUUUUAUUCUUAGCGUGGAGCACCAGGAAUGCGGCACAUACGUUUUAUGCAUGGCAAAAUUGCCACACUAACACAAAUGCCAUAGUGCAACAAGAUCUCAGAAUCUGACAAACCUGAAUAGCCUAAACGCUGAAUAACCAUUUUGGUGUUACUAUCCCAUAAUACUAUGAUUCUUAAAUCAUAAUAAUGCAGCAUAAGUACUCAACAGUGAACACACAAUCUGGACCUAUCUUACUCAGUGAUGACAACUGUGGACUGAAAUUUUAACCAUAUAGAUUCACAGGCCACAAAUAAAUGUGUAGUUCAUUGUGUAUAAACAGACUCAUUUCGACCGGUUAAGGAAACUCCUGUUGGACUGUGGCUACAUUGAUUUUUUAAAAAUCUGUCUAAACUCUCUAUAAAUUUUAUUAAUAAAAUUCAUAUGAGGAUCUUUUUUAGAACAGUUCAAAACAGUUUUCCAUAC